UAGAUUAGCCGUCUCUGUCAUCCUGUGAAAUAUGGCUGGUUUAUUCAACAGAGCCAGAAAAACACAUUUCGUUUCAUGUGAAUGGAUGUGAUCUACUACUAUGUUUUUCUUUCUACUUGUCUCUAUGUCUAUGGUCAAUGGUCACGUGAUCAACUCACACAAGUCUCGAGAUGUCCGAACUCAAUGUAGCAAAGUUGUGUGUGCUGACGGGCAAGAAUGUCGGGUCGCUGUGACCUGUGUAGGUCAAGGUUGUUUACCCAAACCAGUCUGUGCUAAAGUCUGGCCGUAUGUGGACGAGCAGUGUCCCAAUACCACCCUAGCUGUGCUUGCCCCAGCGGCUGCCCCACCCCUCAAGAGCACGAGACUUGACCAGUAUGACGACAUGGAGGCUAUGACGUGUCUGGACAUGACCGAGUGUCCAGAAGGUUCUGUUUGUAUUUUUGACAACUGUUGCUACGACUGACAGUUACACAGAGACACAAAAUAACCAAUUCCACAAUUGUGCUAAUUAUUGUCCAUUAAAAUUUAUUUUUGAACAUUUUGUUUUGCGUGUGU
This is a messenger RNA of Physella acuta, 555 nucleotides long. RefSeq lists its product as uncharacterized. NCBI's taxonomy places the organism in Eukaryota, Metazoa, Mollusca, Gastropoda, Physidae. The record is from RefSeq and is a predicted model, not a curated record.